Toxoplasma gondii ME49 is the source of this 6595-nucleotide messenger RNA. RefSeq lists its product as hypothetical. The record is from RefSeq and is a predicted model, not a curated record. NCBI's taxonomy places the organism in Eukaryota, Apicomplexa, Conoidasida, Eucoccidiorida, Sarcocystidae. The transcript has a single exon. Bases 1 to 5451 code for a protein of 1816 amino acids.
AUGGCGUUGCCCCGGCUCCCGUCUAAGGAGUCGAACGCCCUCACCCGGCACGACUCUUCCAACACUGCGUACUUCCAGGACUACUGGUCGGAAAACUCGUCGGAUUCUGGACUAUCCCAGGGACAGGACAACGCUUGCACUCCCUUAUGCGGAAACGGAGGUCGUGUCCGUGGGUUUCAAGCAUCGGUUGUCGUGCCACCCCCUGCGCCCUCCCCCGGACAUCAGACGGGGCAGUUCACUACACUGAGUCACCCCUCGCAGUAUGAAACAGUUACCGCUGCUCACGAAGGUGGUGGCGUCCCACAGCACCAACAGGAAAGCAGUCUCCACCAUUCUUCUGUGUGUCAUAUUCCUCCGGGUUCUCAAUGCAGCCCACUUCAGCGAUCUGCUGUGGAUUUGACCUCUGCUUCUGCAGGUGGCCACUCCCCUUCUGGGUACUCACGCCCGCAGCAACUGCCGAUAAGAGACCACCUGAGUAGUCAGGCCAAUUCUCUCUUUGUUUCCGCCGCGAAUGGUCACCUCGUGACGCAGAGUCAGGGUCAGGCGAAAGUCGAGAAUCCGACGAACCACAUUCAGCCUACCCUUGCCCACAACGGCGAUGCAGGGAACCCUGCGAGUCGGGGGACGGGAGCUGAACGGCCUGAAACGAAGAAGGGGAAGCGAUCGCAAGGCAAGAAGGCGGGGGAGGGAGCUUCUCGCGGAAAAGGCACUCCGCAAAAUACGGCGUCGAAGACCAAGGGAAACGAACAGCAGCCGCAAGGCGCCAGCGGUAAGCAGGACGCGAGCAAACAGAAACGCACGACGUUAAAGAGAAACCCCGCUGGUAAGCCGGAGCUUGCCGGUGUAUCAGCCAAAUCACUCCCAGUGGGUGACGCAUCGAUGGGCGCUGAAGCAGCUCUUGGAGUUGCCAUAUCCGCAGACUACCUAAAGAGAAAUCAACAGGAGGACAGCGGUGUAGCACCUUCACCGAGCGAAGCUGCCGUGACCACUCAGUCAGGUGGAGAAGGUUCUAGGAUCUCGGCUGGCAUUUCACCAGCGCAAAACCUUCCCGGUUCGUCGGCCGCUGGCGCGUCGAAAGGGGUCGUCGCUCUCGCGCAUGAUAUUACCCCAGGGUGGGGGAUGCUGCCGGCCGAAGCACAACACUAUUCCGCCACCACAAGUCAGCAACAGCGAGAAUGGAGGAGCUUGAAAGAGAGCGUUAGAGAGAAUCAACACGGAUCAGAUAAAUUGGCAGGGGAAGGUGUCUUUGUAAACAAGGUGCCUCGGCAAAUUCUACCCAGUCCCCCAAAUCCGGCCCUCUGUGUAAACACAGAGCGACCACCAUCAAGGCCGUGCAUCGAUAUCAAGUUCCGGCUUCUGUCACGCCAAGAGCCGCGCGCCGGCGGUGUCCUGUCCAAGAGCCUCAUGCAGCCGAUGUUGACAACAGGGAUCACACCGAGGUCGAAAGCAGCGUCCAGAAAGGUGUCAGAAGCAAUAUCCAGAAAGAUGUCGAAAGCGACGUCCAGAAGGAUCUCGAAAGCAACUGCCCUGCCGAUUUCGAAAAGUGACAUCCUGUCAGAGCCCGGCGUCGUUGACUCUGAAGGGAAGGUGCGAUUCCGAGUGUUCCAGGUGAAACGUCCGGGAGAAGAUAGAUGGUCGCUCGUUGCAUACAAAUGGCUGAAUCACAAGCGUUCGCCUCAAACUGCAGAAGAUUGUGUGCCUCUCUCCUGCAAUGAGCAGUGCGGCGGCACUUCCACUGCAGUCUGUGGAGCCUCUGAAAAAAGCGUUGCCAUCUCACACGGCACGGGUGCGAGUAAACAGGAAGGCGGGCUGAGUUCGUUUGUGUUCCCGUGCGCCAGUACCGUCUCGCUACAGAUCCCUGGAUGCAUGGACUCUGUGCAGACACCUGCUGUCGGCGAUCAAGGCCGGUGCAACACCUCUUGCCUCCCGACUGUUGAGGCUCCCCAAUGGUGCUCUCAAGGACAAGUCCAGCAAUGCAGUGCAAGCGACAACGCUGAACUUGGGCUAGUUGCUUCAGGGGAGACAGCUCCUGGCGAACCGUACCAACUCAGUUGCUACGGGAUAGAUGCGGGGCAAUAUUGUCAGUUCGGGGAUGGCACACCGGCUGAGCCUGUGGAAUCAUGGUGGACACCUCAGGCAUCGGCGGAAGACUUACAGAUGGUCGACACGCAUUAUAUGGACGCAGAGGCAUGGAGCCAGCCGAACAAUGGUGAGGGCGUCUGGAGUGAUCAGUUCGGUAUUGGAGAUUUCCCACAGGCAUUCAAUUCUCAGGAGGCCCGACGGUCCUCGACCAAGCUCAAGCAAGGAAAUCUGCCUCGAGCAUCGCUGGCACAAACAAAUCCAACAUCAUCCGCCGCAGUCGCUGUGACAUCGAGUAUGCCUGUGAAUCAGACGGAGUCAAGAGCGUCUCGAGCACAUGUUCGACAACGCACAUCGCAGCAGCCCCCAAGCCGGAAGGCCACCCGUGUGUCAGUCCCUGCUGAGGCGAAAGAAGGUCGAAAGUCCGUCGGCGAGCCAAGACAUUCGAUCGGGAUUGGCAAGCGUGUGAGUUCGACAUCAGCUUCUCCAGGAGGAGCUUCAACCAGUUCUCCAGCCAGAGUGAUCUCGUUCGCGCCAGCGUCCUAUCUAAAGCGUGCUACUUCAAAACGGGGAACCGUGGCUCAGGAAGUUAGCUCCUCUGGUGCCGCAACCGCAUAUACAUUGGUGGCGGAUGGUGGUGCGCAACAUUCACCACAGUCCAUGGCCAGCUUUUCGAGAGUCGAGCAGAAGUCUCCGUCGGCGAACAUGGCUGAUGUUGCGUGCUCAUCGUGGCAAUGUAAGCCUCUCAGCUGCUGUGAGAAAACUGAAUCGUAUGUUUCCGCUCCUCCUGUCUCUUCUUGCACCUGGACUCGGGCCGGAACGACCGCAAAUGAGCAGCAGGUGCCCUCUCCAGCCGUGAGCUCUGAAGAACUUGACGUUUUACAACAGGUACCUGCACACCUUCGCUCAUCGGCAUUGUUGACUGGACCUGAAGCAUCCCAGGCCGUACCACCUGCUCGCACGACAACCGCACCGACUGAGUAUCAAGUCCCCGUAGGUGCCGACGCAUCUGACCGUCAGACAAAGAAAGAGUUUUCGUUGAAGAGCUGGCUAGUAAAUUCUUUGUUAUGGUCAGCCUGCCGAGAAUCAGACAAUGCAGACACGAAAAAAUCAGAACCCUCUCCGGAGGUCUCAGGCCUUGUCAAGGAGGAAGAGGAAGGGGAACUCCCCCAGAUAUCUCAGGAACAAGCAAAGCAACUCAAGGACGAAGCAGAACACGCGGAUGACCGUGUAGAUGUCUUCCCGCCCCACCAAAUCUCACGCGACAAACAGCGGAAGGAUGGUAGCAUUUCGGUCUUUUUCCGAGAGAUAAAACGACGCCAAGACACUCGCAAAUUGCAUAGUAGACGCCAGGACAGUCGAAGCGCUACGGCCAUCUUGGAAAGGCUGGCGUCUGCAUCUUCCGUUUCUGCUGCUGCAGCGACAAAGCCGGAAGAUGAACUCAUGUCGCUUCUGUCAGCCGCCACCAUCUACAAAGACAAACCAGAGCCCGUCUUCCUCUUCCGCGUAAUUCAAUCCCAACAGGCCAAGGACAGAGAGUGGAGGCGACUUGUUGCAUUCCGACCCCCCGUGCAUGUGCGGCAACCUCCCGCGCCUUAUCUGCCUCACACAGAGAGUCACAUGGCGAACAGCCAAGGCGUUCACGGAGAUUCCGCUUCCAUGAGAUGUGUCGUGCCUUCAGCGUGUUGCCGCUCUGCUUCUGUUCAGUCCGAUGACUCAAUUGUGACGCGCAAGUAUGAACACCGAACUAGCUACGUGCCUUUAGCCACGCGAGGCAAGACGCUCCAUGUUGUGACACACCAUGGGGUUGAAAACGCGACGCAGAGCGUCCUACGGGACGAACAAAAGACGCAAAGCGAACGCCUUCCGUGCGUUUCCUCAUUUGCUGUCAAGAUGGCUAGAGAGGCGGCUGAACGCAUGGCAGUGCGUCAAGCGAUCAAAGAGGCGAGGGGAACUGGGUCAAGUGACCGAAGCGGGACAGAGCUCCAAACGACAGAGGAAACGGAACUCGUCGAGACUGACAGGGAAGAGGAGGUGGACGAUCACGAGGAACCGAUACAAGAGUACGAAUUUCAAUGGGAAGGUACCUGGAGGAGCAUUGCCGGAGCGGCAGAGCUGUUCUGUUGCUCUGAUGCAUGUGCAAGCCAAACACCUAUCACCCCUUCAACUCGUCGGGAAGCACCAAUGGUGAUGAUCGAGGAUAGUGCUGAUGAGGAAGACAAGACAGAUGUUGAGGUGGUAAUUGAGGAAGGACAGGAGGAAACUGAAGACGCUGUUGAGGAAGGAGGGAAACAACUUCAUGGUGCAGUUGAGGAAGGAUAUAAAGAAGCCGAACAGGUAAUUGUUGAGGGAGAGGAAGGACCUGUGGAAACACUCGAGCAGCAGGGGGAGCAAGAUGACGAGGUAGAGAACGCUGACUCCUGGUGUAUGCUCUCAUCUGCUCCGGAAAGCGUCCAAAGGGGAAGCUGUACUUCGUGUUGUGACGGGUGGAGAUUGACUGACAACCCUCCAGCAACUAUAAGUCCGUCAUGCACUUCUGUCCGAGACAGCGCACCGGAAUCUCGCAGCGAAACAGUACUAAGUCAGGGGACGGCACAGUAUUCUAGCCUUUCCUCCUCACGUUCUCUACAGCCCAAAUGUUCAUACAGCUGUUGGGGCUUCCCUAAAUAUCCUUUCUCGUCAAAAGAAAGCGUCGCCUCGGAGACGGGCCCCCGAAUGCCCCGUGAGUCGCCCUUGUUGAGUCCUCCAUCUGCACAAGAAGGAGAUACGGCAUACGAAGACGGUUUUCCUGUUGAUGAUGGUCUUGAAGAAGAGCAACGACAAACCCCUGUCUAUGUCAUCCCUCCUGCAUCAGCAAGUCUUGGUUACCAAGCGGAUGGAAGCUUCCCUUACACGACACUAUGGGGAUACUCCUACCAGCAGCCCCCUGUAGCCGCAAUUCCUGUUACAAUUCCUUCACCAGCCACGACCUUUCCAUCUACGCUGUCUCAUUCUGUCAUGGAGGGAUCUGGUGUUGGGAUUCCUCAUCAAACGUCAUUUUCUACGAGCAGCCCUGAAUUUCCUGUUGCUUUUCUGCCCACAACUGUGGUGCCCUUUCCGGCUGCUCCCGCGCCGGAACCAUCGCACGUACGGCUCUCCAAGAUUCGUUUACCGCCACCCCCCCCACCAGAAAUGUCUGAGAGUGAAGGCGCACGGCUGUUGGUCACGUCGAGAGAGGAAGAAACACAACGAGGUCCCCCAACAUGGGCGGUUGUCCCCACGCCGACCCAUCGAGUCAGGAUCGCAGUGCUGCCGGGGCGGCAACCCUCGUCCGGGGGAGAUGAUGCAGUGCCAUGCGAGUCUUGGUGUGGUACUCAGUACUGCUGCGAAUGAAAAGACAUGAACGGAAAAUUGAUUCGCAUGUGCAAUUGUACACUCAGAUAAGAACCUCCAGAGACAAUUUCACAAAGGGCAGGUGAUGAAAGGUUGUUUAGCCAAGUUACGGUUUUGGACGAAAGUUUGUGGUUCUUGUCCCUUCCUGCGUUUGAGAAGAUAGGAAGCCUCCGUCAUGUUCUGUUUGUUGUUACCCGGCUCACACCGGAUAUAGUAACUGUAAGCUGGCUUGAAGAAGCCUCUGUAGAUUGUUUAGUUGUGUGGUAAAAACUGUUAUGUGUCUGCGAAGGUCCGAAGUCCGAAUCAAAAAUUGAAUUAGGGUAUUCUGGUAAAUGAUACGUGGAGCUGAUCUCACCUCUAGGAACAGAGUUUUCGCCCUUGUCCGGAAACCGCUUAUGAAGUGACUUCCCAAAGCAAGGAUUUUUAGGUUUCCAAGAGAUGCUUUGCAGUCUCCGGUCUCACUUUCAAAAGGGUUGCCAUAGAGUGAGAAAAGGGCAUCCCUGUGCGAGGUGAUGGUUCUCGCCUGUGUUGAUCGUGAACAGCACUAGGCACGAAGAACAGAACGUGUGACUCCUCACAUCCCACCCACCUUGCACCAUCUUAUUUCCUCGCAUGGCACAGCCGGGUGUAAUUUUCCGGGAUGAUUGGUGCGCAGCCAUUCUGUACAAAGCAGCGUUCUGCAUCAUCGUUAUGGUCGAGGAUGUUUUGCUCAUGAUGAGCGUUUUCAUUAUCCGCACCAAUCCUUGCGAGACUUUCUUGCCCCUCAUUUGCUGUCUCGAAUGGGGAAAACGACGUCAUCUUGUCUAACGACUGCGCUAACCCGUACACAAAUAGACGUCAGUCUGUGCCGGAACAAGGACCAGCAGGCGCGUUGUGAGACAAGAUGGUAACGUUGUGGAACGUGCUUAUUCUUGAGAGCAGACUGGUCCAUGAGGGUGCUCUCGUAGUGAGGUGCAGUUUCAGUGUGGUUGAUAUCAUGUCCUUUUCGGAAGCCGUCACUGCAGCAAAAUGUGAGGCGCCUUCCCAGUUUGCGCUGUUGGAUUUGCGGUAUCUCAAAAUCGCUGAAUGAUGCAAUAAUUGUGGAGACAACCAAUUACGUUUUCUAGGAAACGCUGCUCGGAAAAUAAGGUGCUCUCUCAAAAUU